Molecule: messenger RNA, 213 nt
Organism: Eruca vesicaria subsp. sativa (arugula)
Lineage: Eukaryota; Viridiplantae; Streptophyta; Magnoliopsida; Brassicales; Brassicaceae
Source: the annotation of a GenBank genome assembly
AUGGCGAGUUCAUACUCUCUCCUUUCCGAUCUAAAAGCUGGCCGGUGCUCUAACACGGCGGAGGUGCGUCUACUCCGAUUUUCGGAGGCCAACAAAGUCAGGGAUCUCAUAAGUGUUGACAUGUUGCUCAUUGAUGAGAAAAUAAGAAAGGCUAGGAACAUUAAUGGGAGAGUGUUGACUUUGGGGUCUAUAGGUCUACUGAUCAGAAACUAA